AUGUCAGCCUUCUUUGACGUUUACGAGCGGACAAUUUCUGAGAAACGAAUUCAACCACAUCGAAUUUUCAAUGUGGAUGAGACCGGAAUCACGGUUGUUCACGCUGAACACCCGGUACUCUUGGUCCUCGAUGGACAUUAUUCGCAUACUCGGAAUAUAGAGCUCAUCGAUCUAGCGGAGCAAAAUCAUAUCAGCAUCUUGUGCUUACCGCCGUACUGUACACAUCGCAUGCAGCCAUUGGACGAUGCGUUCAUGAGCCCUUUCAAGACCUACUACGCUCAGGAGAUCGAAACUUGGCUCCGCAACAAUCCAUCCCGAGCUCUCAAAGUUAGCUGUAUAGGGAAAGUGUUCGGGAUUGCUUACAAGAGAGCCGCAACUAUGCAAGUAUCAGCGAGCGGUUUCAGAGCUACCGGACUCCUGCCAAUCAAGAGAAAUGUUUUUAGCAGCGACGAUUUCGCCGCGGUUGAGACCAUCGCGGGCGAUAACCUCCGCUCCGGAAGCGGCCAUACUCAUUACGUCUGCGACUCACAGAACGCGCUUAGAAGACACUCGAGCUCGGAAAAAAUCGGCGAGUGCAGCAAGGAACUCUCCACUACACAGAAGAUGUGGCGGAAAAAAACUGUGAAAAUGAUCGGGCUCAUGGUUCCGCUGACACUUUGA
Molecule: messenger RNA, 660 nt
Organism: Galendromus occidentalis (western predatory mite)
Lineage: Eukaryota; Metazoa; Arthropoda; Arachnida; Mesostigmata; Phytoseiidae
Exons: 3
Coding region: 1-660 (219 amino acids)
Molecular function (GO): nucleic acid binding
Source: RefSeq, a predicted model, not a curated record